AUGGUUUCGCAAUCCGUCGUGCAACAUUCAAACUCGCUUAUAUCCAAUAGUCUUUCCAGCCCUGUCACGGCUCUAUUUGUCGGCGGCACCAGCGGAGUCGGGCGCAUCACGCUGCUCAAGCUGGCCAAAUUUGCAAAAUGUCCGCGGAUCUACCUUGUUGGCAGAUCACAGGCUGCUGCAGAUGAGAUCAUCGCAGAGUGCCGUACCCUGAACCCGCAGGGACACUAUACCUUUCUCCAGGCAGAUGUGAGCCUCGUCGCCGGUGUUGACAGAUUCUGCGAGACUUUCAAGGGAUUGGAGAGCACCCUUGACCUACUCUUCUUAAGUCCCGGCGUGUUGAGCAUGGAUCGCAGCGUAACAUCCGAAAACAUCCACCUUCUGGCUGCCGUCAAUUACUACUGCCGCAUGCGAAUCAUCACCUCGCUUCUCCCACUGGUGCAGCGUUCUUCGCUGAGACGCGUCAUGACGGUUGCUGGAGGCGGAAACGAAGGGCCGUUAGACCUCGACGAUCUGCAGGGUCUCCGCGUGCCCAUCCCACAGCUGCGCGGUCACCUGUCCACACUGAUCACCUUGGGGCUGGAGACAGUAGCCAUCAAAGCGCCAAGCGUCAGCUUUAUCCACAGCUAUCCCGGCUCCGUAGUUACCGGACUCUAUCGCGAUCUGGAAAAGCCGCCGUUCGACCUCGCCAGUGCUGUCUCGAUUGACGAAUGUGGGGAGCGGCAGCUAUACGUAGCGACUAACGCAAGGUUCGCCCCAAAGGAGCUGCACAGCGUCGGGGUGAGUAUGGAGGGUGCUGAUGUCACGGUAGGCUCGAAUCGAGAGCCUAAUUCCGGAGUCUACACUGUUGGAAAAGACUGCGAGAGUGCAUCUAAGCAGGUUCUAAACUCUCUAGCAGACCUGAGGGAGCAGGGCGCGGUUCAGCGUAUCUGGCAGCACACUAUGGACCUAUUCAGAGAGGUUUUAGAGGCACCUACUAUAAAGAAACAAGGCUGA
Akanthomyces muscarius is the source of this 993-nucleotide messenger RNA. RefSeq lists its product as uncharacterized. The coding region runs from base 1 to 993 and encodes 330 amino acids. Lineage: Eukaryota; Fungi; Ascomycota; Sordariomycetes; Hypocreales; Cordycipitaceae. The record is from RefSeq and is a predicted model, not a curated record. The transcript has 2 exons. Gene Ontology annotation, biological process: secondary metabolic process.